CCAUUCAAUCCAAAAUGACUCUGUUCUACAUCCUUGUCUACAUAGACGAUCUGGUCUUUGCUACUGCAAACAGAGACACACUGGCCGCCGUGAAGGCCGAGCUGCUGAGAAGACACACCUGCACUGACCUAGUUAUUUCUCUGGACGACUUGCCACCUAGCCUGCCGCUAGAAAAGUUUCAGGACCAUUGGUUCGACCUCGAAACUGGCGCGCAACCAACUGCCCGGACACAGUGGCGGCUGACGCAACCCGAGCUCCAGGAAUUGUGGGACCAGCUAGACUACUUGCUGGCCAAGGGGUUCGUUCGAGCGAGCAUGUCCUUGUUCGCAGCCCCGAUCCUGUUUACACCCAAGAAAGAUGGGGGCCUUCGAAUUCACGACUACAUGGGGAGCCUAUUACGUGAAGGCGGGAACAGAAGAAUUUGGGUUCCGAGUUAUCAUCUACUUCGCGAAUUCCGAAUUCAAGAAGUCCACGAUUCCAACUUAUCGGGAUAUUUCGGGGUUGACAAGACUCUGAAGGCACUCCAGUGGUUUUAUUACUGGCCGGACAUGAUUCCUGACGUACAGAAGUACGUGGGCGUGUGUCUGACCACCCAUACAUUGAAAUCAUCACGCCAGCGGUCAGCAGGACUGUUGCAGCCCCUCGAGCCACCCAAGCGACCUUGGCAACACGUGACAAUGGAUUUUGUCACCGGCCUGCCGGCCAGACCAACUGGUAACGACGCGGCUCUUAAACCGCGCAUCUGUUCAUCUCGGCCGUCGUUUGCCUGCAUGGUAUCCCUACGGCGAUCAUCAGCGACAGAGACCCAGAAUUCACCUCGCGCAUCUGGCAAGUUACGUGGAACCGUUACGGCACUCGCCUAUAGUUCACAUCCGCCUAUCACCCGCAAACCGACGGUCAGACAGAACGGACGAAUCGGACCAUGGAACAGUUUAUUCGCACGAACUUCCCGGAUAUCAGCAAAUUGGAAGAUUUGCUACCCAUGCUCGAGUUUUCCUACAACAACGCACCCUCUGCCACGACCAAUCACUUGCCAUUUUUCCUGAAUCACGGGAUGGAUCCGACAG
Molecule: messenger RNA, 1067 nt
Organism: Closterium sp. NIES-67
Lineage: Eukaryota; Viridiplantae; Streptophyta; Zygnematophyceae; Desmidiales; Closteriaceae
Source: the annotation of a GenBank genome assembly